Messenger RNA from Hibiscus syriacus, 886 nucleotides. RefSeq names its product mediator of RNA polymerase II transcription subunit 9-like. Bases 55 to 573 code for a protein of 172 amino acids. The record is from RefSeq and is a predicted model, not a curated record. NCBI's taxonomy places the organism in Eukaryota, Viridiplantae, Streptophyta, Magnoliopsida, Malvales, Malvaceae. Gene Ontology annotation, cellular component: mediator complex. The transcript has 6 exons.
ACUGUGAGCAGCCUACAAAGGGAAAGAAAGGAAGCGAGAGCGAAAAAGACGACGAUGGAUCCCUAUUCAGGAGGGGGAAGCUGGAACAUGAUCCCCAGCAUCCCAACCCACAAUAACGUAUCUACACCCUCAAAUCAAGACCAUUUAUACCUCUCCUCUCCUCCACCAUCACAACAACAACAACAGCAGCAGCAGCAAUUUCAUUCACAACAAUUCCAGCAGCAGCAGCAGCAGCAGCGUAUGUUACAACAGCAACAGCAGCAGCAGAAUCAGCAACAUCAGUCACUUGUUUCCCACUUCCAUCUCUUACAUUUGGUGGAGAAUUUGGCUGAUGCGAUUGAUAAUGGAACCCGGGAUCAGCAUUCUGAUGCUUUGAUUAAUGAACUGAACAAUCACUUUGAGAAGAGCCAGCAGCUUUUGAAUUCGAUUGCUGCAUCCCUUAAUUCUAAAGCUAUGACUGUUGAAGGGAAAAAGAAAAAGCUGGAGGAAAGUGAACAAUUGCUAAACCAAAGGAGGGAUCUGAUAGCCAAUUACCGAAGCUCUGUGGAAGACCUUGUGAAGACUGAGCCAUAGCUGCUUCUCACUCUACUGAGCACAGGUCAAUAGCCUUCUGUGAAAGACCAGAAGGAAAACCCCGUGAAGUGGUAAUCAUAGAUGUAUACAAGUCUCAUCUCUUUGUUCAGCAAGCAGAAAACUCUCUGUUAUCAACCUUGUUAUUCUAUCAGAAUUUACUUUCAAAGGAGACUACGUUGAAAUGCAAUCUGGGAUUCAUAACUUGUUGGUGCUAUUUAUUAUGUUACAGAGCUAUGUAUAUCAUUACUGUUGGGGCUGCACGUUCUUCGGUUUCUAAUAAAACUUAAACAUGACUGAGUUUGACAGAUCUUGU